Molecule: messenger RNA, 1110 nt
Organism: Penicillium argentinense
Lineage: Eukaryota; Fungi; Ascomycota; Eurotiomycetes; Eurotiales; Aspergillaceae
Product: homoserine dehydrogenase
Exons: 2
Coding region: 1-1110 (369 amino acids)
Biological process (GO): L-homoserine biosynthetic process; aspartate family amino acid biosynthetic process
Molecular function (GO): NADP binding; aspartate kinase activity; homoserine dehydrogenase activity
Source: RefSeq, a predicted model, not a curated record
AUGUCUAGCCCUAUCUAUCUCGGCGUUGUUGGUGUCGGUGGUGUUGGAAACGCAUUCCUCAACCAGCUCGCCCGCUUCCCUAACCCUCCGCAACUCGUCCUCCUUGCCCGUUCCUCCCAGACCCUCCUCGCUCCGACACCGGCCUACUCCCCGGCCAUUCCCGCGGCCGACUGGGCCACUGCUUCUGCGGCGCCCUCAGUGACCAGGACCGGUGCCCUCCCCGCGGAGGAGAUUGCCUCGUACCUUGCUGCUGCGCCUGGCCGUGCCAUCCUCGUCGACAACACCUCCGAUAUCAACCUGGCCCGCUCCUACCCCACAUUCCUGAAGAAGGGCAUCUCCGUCGUAACCCCGAACAAGAAGGGUUUCUCCGAUGACCUGUCUCUGUGGAAGGAUAUCUUUGCCUCCGCGGCUGAGGGCAAGGCUCUUGUGUACCACGAGAGCACCGUCGGCGCAGGUCUCCCCGUCCUUUCGACCCUGAAGGAUCUGGUCGCGACUGGCGAUGAGGUCACUCGCAUUGAGGGUGUCUUCUCCGGCACUCUUUCCUUCCUGUUCAACACCUUCGCACCUGCCUCUGGCUCCUCCAACGCCCAAUGGAGCGCCGUAGUCGCCCAGGCCAAGGAGCUGGGCUACACCGAGCCCGACCCCCGUGACGACCUGAACGGUAUGGAUGUUGCUCGUAAGCUGACCAUCCUGGCCCGUCUGGCUGGUCUGGAGGUCUCCCGCCCCGACUCCUUCCCCAUCGAGUCUCUCAUCCCCGAGGAGCUGGCUUCGCUGCCCUCCUCCGCCGACGGCAUCACUCAGUUCAUGACCCGCCUCCCCGAGUUCGAUGUCCAGAUGGGUAACAUCAAGGACUCUGCCGAGAAGGAGGGCAAGGUCGUCCGAUAUGUCGGAAGCAUCGAUGUUGCUAGCAAGGCCGUCAAGGUCGGUCUGCAGUACUUCGACAAGGACAGCGCUAUUGCUGGUCUGAAGGGUAGCGACAACAUCAUCAGCUUCUACACCAAGCGGUACGGCUCCAACCCCCUGAUUGUCCAGGGUGCUGGUGCUGGCGGUGAUGUCACUGCCAUGGGUGUUGCCUCUGACCUGAUCAAGGUCAUGGACCGCCUGCGCUAA